CAUCAUGGACUAUAGAUAGCGCAGUUCCCUUGCAGCUUGCUGGUUUUGCCUACCCUCCUGCCCUGCCCUGUUUCUGUCUCACACAUGCAGACAUGUUGUGACCAGUGUCAUCACUUUCAUUUCGUCACAACAAACUUUUUAUGCUGCUGAUGUGAUAAUCAUUUUACGUGUGCAUGUUUUCAUUACUGUGGUUGUUUUUAAACUGGAAAGCUGACUGUUUCAAACUGCUGGCCCCUCCUGUGAAGUAGCACUUGGGCUCAAUAGAAGCAAAGCCCCUGCAGAUGGACCCUGCCCUGAAGUCAGGUCCUACCUCGUCUUCAGAGGGCUAGACUUGCCGAGAGCCCGUGCUGAGAUUUUCAAGCGGGGGACUGUUGUACUUGUGUAAGGGGAACCAGGUAGUGAUCAAAGCGUAUUUUCUGUAAAAGGCUGAUUCUCACAGUUUGUUGAGGACUGGACUUGGCAUAUCUGUUGCUCUAUCGAUGCUGUCGUUCCAGUUUUCACUGAUGAACAAGACUCUGGUGUCCUGUAACCCUGAAGUGAAGUUGAGUCCAGUUAACAGCAGGCAUUAGAAGUAGCGGCCUACACAACCCUAGAGAGGCUUCAUUGGCUCUCCUGCUUCUUUUGCAUCCCAAGCAUAAGCUUAAGUCGACUCAGAAGGACAAGGUCCGCCAGUUUAUGGCGCGCACUCAGGCUGGUGAGAGAACUGCCAUCUACUGCCUAACGCAAAGUGAGUGGAAGCUAGACGAGGCCACAGCCAGCUUCUUGCAAACCCCAGACGUGUUCCACAGGGAGUCCAGGCGGGACGCUGUGGACCAGAGGAAGCUGGAGCAGCUGUAUGGCAGGUACAAAGACCCGCAAGAUGGAGACAGAAUCGGGAUUGAUGGGAUUCAGCAAUUCUGUGACGAUCUGAGGCUGGACCCCACCAGCAUCAGUGUUCUGGUCAUAGCAUGGAAGUUCAGGGCUGCCACUCAGUGCGAAUUCAGCAGGAAGGAGUUCAUGGACGGCAUGACCGAGCUGGGGUGUGACAGCACCGAGAAGCUCAGAACCCUUCUGCCCAGCCUAGAGCAAGAGCUGCAGGACCCCGUGAAGUUCAAGGACCUCUACCAGUUUACCUUCACCUUUGCUAAGAACCCUGGGCAAAAGGGCCUCGAUUUAGAAAUGGCUGUUGCAUAUUGGAAAUUAGUGUUAUCGGGAAGGUUUAAAUUUUUAGAUCUUUGGAACACAUUUCUGCUGGAACAUCACAAAAGAUCAAUUCCACGGGACACUUGGAACCUUCUGCUAGAUUUUGGAAACAUGAUUGCAGAUGAUAUGUCUAACUACGAUGAAGAAGGAGCGUGGCCUGUCCUCAUCGAUGACUUUGUGGAGUAUGCACGGCCAGUGCUCUCGGGUGGAAAACACAGCUGAAGGUGGAGCAGGUCCGGAGCCAGCCCACAUCCUGCAGGGCACACCGGGUGGUGCUGUGUGCUUCGCUGCCAGUCUCAGCCACUGUCCUUGCCAUCGCAAAGCUGGAAGGCAUCCUCCUGCUCAGAGCCACAAUGUCUGGGGCAGGCUCCGUGGGGCUGCUCCCCCAGAGGACAGCUGCCGCAGGGGUCGGCCCGCUUGCUGUAGCUGCUGCUUUGGGGGAUUGCUGUCUGAUGCAGGUUCACGGUGAACACCAGCAGUUACCACUCGCACCCCGUCACAUUGUGACCACAGUACAGAGCCCUGUCUGUCCUGGGAGGAUGUGGAUAUGUCGAGUCGGACGGCCAGUGCCAGGAUGCAGCUCACCCAGGGACCCAGCGCUGUUCCUCCUGGGCUUGUGCUGUCUCCCUGGUUUGGAUAUUUGUUCUCUCAGGAUGUUUAUCUGAGACCCAUUUUAUAUUUAAGGCCCCGUUGCAGUCUGCAGUGGUGGCGUGUGUUGGCGUGACUGCAGCAAUCAGACUGUUGUCUUUCUGACAAUGCUAUUUCAACUUCCUGAGAAGUUCCGUACUUUUAAUAUUUUUUAUUUAAAAAGACAUUUUUCCAUUUUUCCUUUUUGAGUAGUGAAUUACAAAUUUAAAAUCAAAUGCUCUUGUCCCUUUCACCUGUCUGCAGUCCCACAAUGCCCAGGGUCUGGCCCUCUUACAGCCAUCCUCACGUGGACGCAAAGCCCACUCCUGGACCCUCAUCUCUUUUGCAAGCUACAGCCUGAGUUUACGCCCAGAGCCACUGGUGCGCGAGGUGCAGAGGCCCGGGGGCCACUCUCCUGCUGUUGAGCUUCGAGCAGCACCGUGCUGACCGGAGCACGCACUACAAGACCUUGUCCACAGUGUGCCUUGCUGCCCUCCUGCAGCAUGCCGUGGAGAGGCGGGCCGGGCUCUCUGGGCCAUCUCCAUGUCCUGUGCACAGGGUGCCCCUGGAACCUGCUCUGUGCUUAGCUUCUGUGUGGACCUGCCGCAGCCUGAGGACCAUGUGCCCUGCAAUGUGGGCAACUACCAGUGCUGCAGAGUGGAAGCCUUGCAGAGGGCAGCAGGGACGGAGGCCUGAGGGCGAGGCUGGUCUGUUCAGGGCGGGCCAUGUGACCUUUCUCAGGAUCUCUUGCCCUGUCUGAAAGAGGAAACAGCCAUCUCUAAGUCUAACUCAGCAUUUCUUCAAUAAAAUAAACUCUGGCUGUAAUAAAAACCCAAGAAGCAGUACAGCACCCCCCUAGACUGCCUGGACUCUUGUUCUGUUUGGAGAAGUUUGUAGAAUUCAGUGACUAAGUGAGGGAGGCCUGCAGUCCUUCUGUGUGUAAGUUUGAAGUUCUGUGGGACUGUCAAUAGAUACUGAAGUGAAGUUGGUCAGACUUCAAAGACCUGUGUUCUGCUGCUUCCAUUAGUCAACCUUUGAGUCCUGCAUGCUGCAAAGAUGCUAAGAACUUCAAAAUACCGCAAUAAAGUGUUUUCCCCAGA
Marmota flaviventris (yellow-bellied marmot) is the source of this 2909-nucleotide messenger RNA. The record is from RefSeq and is a predicted model, not a curated record. NCBI's taxonomy places the organism in Eukaryota, Metazoa, Chordata, Mammalia, Rodentia, Sciuridae.